UUUCUAAUUGCGCCUAUUGGGUUGGUAGUCUGUGAUGGAGCACCAAAUGAAUUCUCGUAAAAUUUGUACAGCUUUUAGACCCGAGCGAGCCCACGCCCGCCGUGGCUCCACAAGCUGCUGGACACUCGCGUGCGUGGCCCGCUGCGGGUGCGCGCACGCGUGUAUCGCUGUGAUGAAGAGAAGGGGGGGGACCAAAACCUUUGGACGAAGACGGCGCACAUGGGACCGUUGGAUCCAUAGCUUAGUCGUCGACAACAUGGCCAAAAACACCUCAUUAUAUUUUCGCAUUGUCGAGGGCAGGAACCUCCCAGCUAAAGACGUGUCUGGAACAAGUGAUCCUUACUGCAUAGUAAAAGUUGACAAUGAAGUCGUGGCCAGGACCGCUACGGUGUGGAAGAACCUCAAUCCUUUCUGGGGUGAGGAGUACACACUGCACCUCCCAACGGGUUUCCAUUCACUCUCCUUCCAUGUCAUGGAUGAGGAUACUAUUGGGCACGAUGAUGUUAUUGGAAAGAUUUCUCUGACCAAAGAAGCCAUUGGAUCUCAAGCUAAAGCUCUAGACAGCUGGAUAAACCUGACGAGGGUCGAUCCUAAUGAAGAAGUCCAAGGAGAGAUCCACUUGACUCUACAACUGCUGAAAGGCACCGAGAAGACGAUCCUGCGAUGUGACGUGAUGGAAGCCAGGGACCUGGCCCCGAGAGACAUCUCAGGAACCUCGGAUCCAUUUGCAAGAGUUAUUUACAACAACCACAGCGCAGAGACCUCGAUUAUCAAGAAGACCCGUUUCCCGCAUUGGGGAGAGACCCUGGAGCUGGACUUGGAUCCGCAGGAGCUCAGUGAGGAGGGCACUGUCGUUGUGGAGGUCUGGGACUGGGACAUGGUGGGCAAAAAUGACUUUCUGGGAAAGGUCGAAAUCCCUUCUGCUUGUUUACACCAAAGUCCUCUAUUGGAGAGCUGGUUCCGUUUGCUUCCUUUGGGAAACAAUGAGGUGGAUGCAAAUGGCAAGUUGGGCGCACUGCGACUGAAGGUGCGUUUGGUGGAGGAUCAGAUUUUGCCGUCGUCGUACUAUCAGCCCCUCAUUGACCUUUUGGUUGAGUCGGUCAUCUCCCCUGCUGAGGUUGAGGACAGCAGUGCGCUUACCAUGCUGGAGGAAGUGACUACGGUCGAGAGCCGGCAAGACGUGGCCAUGACCUUGGUGAAGAUCUACUUGGGUCAGGGCCUUGUGAUUCCCUUCUUAGAUUAUCUCAACACCCAGGAGGUCAACCAUACCACUGAUCCAAAUACUUUAUUUCGUUCCAACUCCCUUGCGUCCAAAGCCAUGGAGCAGUUUAUGAAGGCUGUUGGCAUGCUGUAUUUACACGAAGUGUUGAAGCCCAUCAUCAACCGCAUCUUUGAUGAGAAGAAGUACAUCGAACUGGACCCCAGUAAGAUUGACCUGAAUCACACGAGGCGAAUUUCAUUUAAGGGCGCAGUGUCGGAGGCGGAGGUGCGGGACAGCAGCGUGGAGAUGCUGCAAAGCUACUUGACGAGCAUCGUUGACUCAAUCGUGGGCUCGGUCGAGCAAUGUCCCGCCGUCAUGAGGGUGGCCUUCAAACAGCUGCACAGGCGCGUCGAAGAGCAGUUUGCUGAACCGCAGAACGAGGAUGUGAAAUAUCUCGCCAUCAGUGGCUUCUUUUUCCUGCGUUUUUUUGCUCCUGCCAUCCUCACUCCAAAACUGUUCCAGCUGAGGGAGCAGCAUGCUGGUACACGCACGAGCAGGACACUCUUGCUGCUGGCCAAGGCAUUACAAAGUGUGGGCAACCUGGGCCUCCAGCUCGGUCACGGAAAGGAGCAGUGGAUGGCGCCUCUUCAUCCCAUCAUCCUGCGCAGCGUGGCGUCCGUCAAGGACUUCUUGGACAAGUUGAUUGAUGUAGAUCAUGACACGGUAUCUGAGAUGCCGCAGCGCGGCGUGUUCCUGCCCUCGGUUAUCGUCAAAGAGGGAUACCUCCACAAACACAAGGCGGAAGGGGCCCAGCUUCUGUCCCGCUUCGCCUCCAAGAAGCGCUACUUCUGGUUGACGAGCCAGACGCUCUCUUACGCAAAGACGCCCGAUUGGCAGGUGCGCGCAUCAAUGCCCAUCCAUUGUGUGCGCGCGGUGGAGAGGGUGGAUGAAAACGCCUUCCAGCAGCAGAACGUGAUGCAGGUCAUUACCCAGGACGACGACGAUGGCCAACUGCAAACCAUGUACAUCCAGUGCAAGAACGUAAAUGAGCUGAACCAGUGGCUGUCGGCUAUCAGGAAAGUCAGCAUCUACAACGAGCGCAUGCUUCAGUCCUUCCACCCGGGGACGCACCGCGGGGGCAGGUGGACCUGCUGCCUGCAGACGGACCGCACGGUUGCAGGCUGCAGUAGAACCCACUCCGCUGUGACUCUGGGGGAUUGGAGUGACCCCCUGGAUCCCGAUGUGGAGACUCAAACUAUUUACAAGCAGCUUCUCCAGGGAAGAGACAAACUCAGGAAAAAAUAUCUUCCAGAGGCAGAUGCAGAUCAGACGGCCAGCAAGACAGAAGACGUCAACCCCGACGCCUGCCCAGAUGGCGCCGAAUGUGAAGUGGACCCCGCGAAACCAGGUCGUAGCCUCGCCGCUCGGCUCUUAAUGGCGAUCGAGGCUCUAGAACAGGCUCACGCGACCUUCCGGUGCAGAGACCAGGAGGACUCCACCAAUGGAAUUGCGAAUCUGCAGAACAGAUUCGAACAGGGAUCUCAAUAAAUCCUUCAGAGAUACAAGCGAGAUGGCGAGGGAGGAAAUGUGGGCGAACGGGGGCGUGUCCUUUUUACUGCGUUUCCAAAUCGGUCGGCCAUACUUUGUAUUUUGAGUGCCAGCGACUUGAGGAAAGCCCCCGGCAAUUUAUGACGUCUGGCGAUAAAAGGGAGCGUGAUUGGACUUGAUAUUUUUCACGCGUGGCCUGCAACCUCGUGCGGUUGAAUGUGAGGGGCGAAGAAAUAAGGUUUUAUAUUCUGAUGUAGUGUACAAGUCACUACGUCACACUUUUUUCAUUUUUUAAUGCAAAAGGUUGUUGUAAUGUAAGCUUAACUUUGUGAAAGUGGGAUUUUUUUUUUUUUAUUGGCACUUUCAAUGUGACCAUGGCUGCCACGUAGCAGUGACAUCGUCUUCAUCAUCGUCAUCGGUAACAUUGCCACAUGACAACAAUAUCAAUUAUGUUCUGAUUGUUGCCUUUUAUGACAAGAAAAGUGUGCUUUUGUUUGGUGCUAUCAGCAUUCAAAUCAAAUGCUUCGUACUUCCUUUCAGCUAAGGAUGCAUUAUGAUAUCAUAUGGGUAAUAUUUACCUCUUACAUAUUAUAUCCAGCCACCCGGUUGAUUACAUACAGAGUAAAUUAAACAUUAUUUUGGAUUACAUGAACAAAUUAUUGAGUAGGUUGCAAUAAUUUUUUUAAAGUGGUGCCACUAAUGCUGGCAAUUCAAUAUGUGACGUGUGAAAUCCCAGUUACCAUAUUUGUGAAUUUAGAUCUAUUUUACAUCCAUACAUGAUGUUAAAUCAUACAAUUUAAUGUAAGCAAUCACCGUCUGCUUUUCAAUGCUUUUACUCUUUAAAUUGAAGUGUUUGUAUUAAUAGAAGAGCUUCAGUAUUCUUUACAAUCGUGACUAUUCCAGAAAUGACAAUCAGUGUUACAUUUUCAUGUUGUGGUAUUGUCAAGACUCCAAAAUAGUGAUUUGGUUUCUUUUGGGCUCAGAUUUAGUUUUUGGAGGCAUGACCUAUGGGCAGCCUACACGACAAGUGAAUAUGCACACAAAAACAACUUAUUUUAAAAUUUUGCUGCGACACAGGUGAAAUAUUCACAAUAUUCAGUAUUCUUCAAACACAAACUGUAUAUCGUAAUUCCCGGCCUACAGAGCGCACGUGGUUACAAGCCUCACCGAGUACAUUUGUAAAGGAAAUACCAUUUGGUACGUACAUACGCCGCAGCUGUGCCAAAGGCGCGAGUGCCCAUAUUGAAACACGAGUAAUUUACAAAGAAAGACGGUACACAGAGUUUAACGCUAGUGCUAACGCUAACGCUAGUGCUGACGCUCGCGCCGCGCUAGCACUAACGCUAAUAGGAUUGAUUAAAAUGAAAUUUACCGGUAAAUAUCACUGAGACACGCCAGGAACACAGCAGCUACACGCUAGCACAGCGCUAACGCAAGCGCAGCGCUAACCGGGCCAGUAUACGUCACUUCUUCGGCACAGAUAUUCCACCGCCCUCAUUCUUACCUUUUCCACUCGAGUGCGCCUAUAGAAAAGAAUGCACAAAUUAGCCGCAUCACGCAUAAACCGCACGGUUGAAAGCGUGUGAAAAAAAAAGUCGCAGCUUGUAGGCUGGAAAUUACUGUAAUUUAUGAUGUAAAGAUGUGUAAAUCCCUUGCAUAUUUAUUAAAUUUCACUGACUGUGCACAAUGAUGUCAGGAGAUAAUUCUGUGUGUGUUUUUUUUUAA
Molecule: messenger RNA, 4474 nt
Organism: Syngnathoides biaculeatus (alligator pipefish)
Lineage: Eukaryota; Metazoa; Chordata; Actinopteri; Syngnathiformes; Syngnathidae
Product: rasGAP-activating-like protein 1
Exons: 21
Coding region: 35-2749 (904 amino acids)
Biological process (GO): negative regulation of Ras protein signal transduction; cellular response to calcium ion; intracellular signal transduction
Molecular function (GO): GTPase activator activity
Source: RefSeq, a predicted model, not a curated record